AUGGCAUUGAAAGGAAACAUUCCAGUGCCUCUGAAGCCAGCUUGGGCAUUUGAAACAGUGGCUGACAUUUCCCAUGCCCUGCUGAACAGCGAACUAGCAUCACAGAUUACCGUAUCUGGUAGAGGAAAAGGCAGUAAGGGGCUGGGAAAAGGCGGUGCUAAGCGUCACCGCAAAGUGCUUCGCGACAACAUCCAGGGUAUCACCAAACCCGCUAUUCGCCGUUUGGCUUGUCGUGGUAUUUCGGGUCUGAUUUACGAGGAGACUCGCGGUGUGCUGAAAGUGUUUCUGGAGAACGUUAUCCGUGAUGCUGUCACCUACACAGAGCAUGCCAAGAGAAAGACUGUGACCGCCAUGGAUGUUGUGUACGCUCUGAAACGGCAGGGACGCGCCCUGUACGGCCUCGGCGGCUAA
Molecule: messenger RNA, 411 nt
Organism: Chanos chanos (milkfish)
Lineage: Eukaryota; Metazoa; Chordata; Actinopteri; Gonorynchiformes; Chanidae
Product: histone H4-like
Exons: 2
Coding region: 1-411 (136 amino acids)
Cellular component (GO): nucleosome
Molecular function (GO): DNA binding; structural constituent of chromatin; protein heterodimerization activity
Source: RefSeq, a predicted model, not a curated record